AUUUUUCAGAAUAUAUAUAAAUAUUACGAACGAAAGAAAGAACAAUUAUAUUCAAGAUGUUUCCUGUUGAGAUUUGGGAAAUAAUUUUAAAAAAGGUUAGUGAUCCAUCAGCUCUCGUUGUUCUUCAAGAAGUUUGUUCAACUUGGUAUUAUAUUAUUGAAAAAAUAAUUAAAAAUUUUAAUUGGAAACGAACAUGCAUACAUGAAAUUGGUCGUAGCCAUGUCCAUGACAUUAUGAUAAAAGCAUUUCCAUCACAUUGUUUAGAUGAUUAUCCAGUUAUAAUUGAUGAAGAUAUCUGGAGAGGAACUUACUAUUCUUUUUCCAAGUGGAUUAUGAUUUUAAAUGCUGAACCUGUAUUAAUGAAAAUCGACUUUUCAGAGAAUUCAUCUGUUGUAACUUGUACUGCAACUUCAAAUGAUAAUGUAGCAAUUGGAACCAAUUCAGGAUCUAUAUAUUUUUACAAUAUUUUUAAUGUAAAUGAACCAUUUUUCGUAGCGAUCCAUGGUGAACCUUUAGAUCAAGUUGAAUUUUGGUAUAAUGAUCAACAAGAAAUACUUGCUGUUUCAAAGUCUAAGAAUAAUUCGCUUAAAUUUUGGAAUGUUAGCUCAAAGGCAGAAUUAAAAUCUUCUAUUUCAUCAGCACAAUCAAUCUGUGUUGGUUCGAUGUAUAAUUGUUAUUCACAAAAUGAUGAAAUCAUUUUAGAACAUAAGUGGUCAUUAGACGGUAUAAUCUGUAAUACACAUUUACGAUUUGAUCUAGGAGAUGCUACAGCAAUUGGAAUUUAUUUGCGGAAUGCACGACCGUUAUUAUUAUCUUAUAAAAACAAUAGUGAAUUAAAAUUAUUUCUUCGACAAGAUAUGGCUUAUGGAUUAUCAAGUAAAUCCGAGAGAGUAUUAAGGACACAUUUAAUUCCUGAUGAUUUUUGUUUAUCAUGUAAAUUUUAUGUAACAUAUUAUAAUGCGAUACUUUUUGUCAUUGGUAAGUAUUUUCUUAUUAUUAUAAUUUAUUUUUUUAAAUUGCCGGUUGUUUUUAUUAAUAUUUCAGAAAAAUACUUAUUCAUUAGUUUUUCUUAUGAUUACAAAAUAUACGAUAUAUUUUCAUAUCUUGAUGGUUGCGUAACAUCAAUAAUUACUCAUGGACAUCUUUUAUUUCUUGGUUUAGAUUCAGGCGUAAUUCAUGUAAUUCAUGCUCCGACUGCUGAUUUCCUCCUGCAUCUUAAUUUUAAUACUAUUAAGACAAAAAGUAUAAGAAUAUCUAAUGAUGAGCCCAUUAUUUCAAUGAAUAUUGCCGAAGCCGAAAAAGAUCCAUAUAUUUUUGUAGCAACUAAAACAAAAAAUUAUCUUGUUAAUUUCAUUUAAUUUAUAAUUUUCAUAA
This is a messenger RNA of Microplitis demolitor, 1374 nucleotides long. RefSeq lists its product as uncharacterized. NCBI's taxonomy places the organism in Eukaryota, Metazoa, Arthropoda, Insecta, Hymenoptera, Braconidae. The transcript is spliced from 7 exons. Bases 57 to 1358 code for a protein of 433 amino acids. Gene Ontology annotation, molecular function: protein binding. The record is from RefSeq and is a predicted model, not a curated record.